Molecule: messenger RNA, 1422 nt
Organism: Spea bombifrons (plains spadefoot toad)
Lineage: Eukaryota; Metazoa; Chordata; Amphibia; Anura; Pelobatidae
Gene: DEXI
Product: Dexi homolog
Exons: 2
Coding region: 191-445 (84 amino acids)
Source: RefSeq, a predicted model, not a curated record
CACAUCGUUGGCAUGUUCCUUUAACACUGCAGGAGGAGGGGGGGCAGCGGCCGGAUUGAGGAUCACACACCGUAGGACAGUAUCAGAGCUCACCGAAUCCCCCCUGCGCAUCUGGCUCAGAGCCUGCAGGGGCGGGCGGUGGUGUGAUCCAUGCACACCUGUGUAAGUCCCCGCAGUCCGAGGCUCUUGCAUGCUCCCCCCGUAUCAGAAUUCCCCGGGACCCCCACUCAAUGAACAGCCCUAUAUGUUUUACUUGGGGUUGUUCUUUGUCAAUGUGCUGAUCCUGUAUUACGCCUUCCUGAUGGAGUACAUCGCGCUCAACGUGGGCAUCGUUUUCCUGCCUGAGGACAUAGACCAGGCGCUGGUGGACUUGGGGGUGCUGUCCGAUCCCGCCUCGCUGCUGUACGAGGCCGAAAACGAACUGCUAGACGGCUACUUGGAAUAAACAGGCGGAGAGACGUGAGAGGCCCCUGGCUAUGGAGGGGACACCCUGCCCCCAUGGGAUGUCUUGCUACGCAAAGACAAGCGUUUACUUUGGUUGCACAAAAAUGGCCCCCUUGCUAACGUUGGUGUUGCGGGCUGAGGUGACAGCAUGGCCGUCCUGCUUCGUAGGACAGUGCACGAGGGCUCCGCAGCCCAGCUGAGGUUUGGAAGCUGUUUUGGAAUGCGAGAGAAUAUGAAGAAGAGACUGGACCAUGAGCGGACUGUGGCAGGAGAUUCUAGAACCUGGAAACAAAAUGGAACAUUGGUAAAACGUGGAUUCUGAUUCUUAUCUGUAGAAGGAACUAUUGGUGCCCAGCUUUGAUGACUUUGGGGUAAAUGUUCAGGGUCUUCGGCAAGGUUUGAGAUCUCUUGAGACUUACCCUAGGAUUACAAAGGAGUUUUAUAUUAUGGUACUUAGUAACCAAAUUAAUUGAAUGUAGUAUUGAUACACGUUGGGCCCUACACAAUUGCCGUUCCUGCUCUAUUACAGCACUUGGUGAACUCUCUUUGGGUACUACAGGAUUGCCAUUUUUUGCUGCUUCAGGUGAACUACUAAAAAUGUCCUGCAGUUCUGGGGUAUUACAAUGCACUGUUUUACCCCCGGGAAUUUAGGAAUGGAGCGUUUUGAUCAUCUCAAAAUGAUACCAAGCUAAACACGUCUUCCCAUGGAAUCCAAAAGACUUCGAUGAUUCCUCUAAUCUGCUAUUUGAAAGGGUUGAAUUUUUCUUAGUAGAGAAAAAAAACCAUGUUCCCCUUUUCUUUAUCAUAACCUAAAUAAGGGACCUCUGAAUUCGCAAUAAAACUGCUUUACUCAACUUCCAUGAUCUAGAGUAUUAAGCAGAGCUGUGUUUAUUGCUCGCACACCUUAAUUAUUGACAUGUUUUUAGAUAUCACAUUUGUUUAUUGGCAGAUUUAAAAUUAUACCUAAAACAUUUGAUU